Penicillium egyptiacum is the source of this 1575-nucleotide messenger RNA. NCBI's taxonomy places the organism in Eukaryota, Fungi, Ascomycota, Eurotiomycetes, Eurotiales, Aspergillaceae. The record is from the annotation of a GenBank genome assembly.
AUGGAAUGUGUCUAUGCUUCAGGCUCCCAGACCCCAUUGGAUUAUGGGUUUCCCACCCCUAACAGCGCUCUGGAGAUGGACCUUGCCGCCUUUGUUCAAGACUUGCCUACUACAUCUUUUGAUUUCCUACCGGAGUUGUUCCCGCUCCCCUCGGAUAGUAACCAUGGGGUGUUGGGGUGCGGCGAACAAUAUCCAGACGGUUUGACGCCGGUCGAUCCUUUUCGGCCAUCCUCAACGAACCUGUCUAGCUACCCUACGAUCCCACUGCCAUCCCCCGAGCAAAAGAUCCAACUGAUAAAUGAGUUCUUUGAUCGUUCUCAUCAUCUGUUACCGUGCAUCCACAGGGAAACUAUUCUAAAUCGUUCGCGGGGAUCGCAGGGCCCAGUGUUGUCGACGCCGUUGGAAUGGGCCAUCAUGGCCACCGCCGUAAGGACCACUCGAGGCGCGAUGGUAUCUCGAGCAGACAUUUUCUUGAAAACUGCAGUUGAUUCACUCGCGCAAAGUCCCAUUAUACAGGAGAAUGUCCUACGGGAUUUGCAGGCAGCUGUGUGGUGUGUAUUUUCGCUCUAUCAUUCUGGCACGAUUGUCAAGGCCGUCGUGUUGCUGGCGCAGGCAUACUCCCUAGCAUGCUUGAAUGGAUUGAACAGACUGGAUGAUCCCAACCCGAAUAUGCUGGCGACCAUGCGGUUCUCCCCAUUGGAAGAGGAAGAAUGCCGCUGCACACUAUGGGCCCUCUUUAUCCUCGACCGGCACAUGAACCACCUGCUGGGCCGCCACUUCGUUAUUGACGACACGCUCUGGUGCGUGAAUUACCCUUUAGACGACCGGUCUCUUCAAAAUGGCCUGCGCGCAGACCCAGAAGGCUACGAUCGAGAUCUUGCGGCGCUAGCGUCAGAGAAAACCAACGUUCCAAUCGGGGCUUGUUUGACUCGUCUACUAUGCAAGGUUAGCGUUAUUCUCGGCCGCAUUGUUACAUACAAGAACAUCAAGCCUAUGCCUACAGGUGCCGACGACGCUCAGAUCCGCCUGGCGGAAUUCCACGAGCUCCAGUCUGCCCUCACAUGCUUCUGGCUGUCCUUACCACCUUACGUUUAUAAUGUUACUGAAGUGCCACCUGAGAACGCGAGCCAAGCUUUCUGGUUGCUGAUUGUCGCCCACACCUGCUCCACAAUUCUUUUCUACAUCACCGAGGUAGAGCGCCGCAGCCCCGGAGGUGCCAGUCUUCCCACCGAACGGGAGAAUUUUAUCUGCACCUAUAAAUCCGUGAACAAGGUUGUGACUGGGCUUCGUCAGGUGUCGGGCCUCGCAAUUGACGCGGUAUUAAACCCGAUGCUAGCACCGUCAUACUUUAUGUGCUGUCGCUUCAUUCUAGCGCAGUGGCGCCUGUCGCGGCAAGAGUCGUACCGCUUAGAUCUGAACCUCGUUUUAAAAUUGCUGGGACGGAUGGCCCAGGGACAGGCGCAACUGCCGCGGAUCUAUAAAGAUCUUAUUGACUUGGAGAUGGGGAGAGAUAUGCAGCCAGGAGGAGGCGUUCUUCAGUCCCUAUUGCGCACGAAUUAUUGCUUUAUGAUUUAG